Musa acuminata subsp. malaccensis (wild Malaysian banana) is the source of this 1430-nucleotide messenger RNA. RefSeq names its product fatty acid desaturase 4, chloroplastic-like. The record is from RefSeq and is a predicted model, not a curated record. NCBI's taxonomy places the organism in Eukaryota, Viridiplantae, Streptophyta, Magnoliopsida, Zingiberales, Musaceae.
GAAUUGAGAUGGCAUAUUUUUGUGCUCUCUCUAUUUUUCUGGUGUUUGAGGACGAGAAGCUAAAUGUUGGGUUCCGACCAGUAUUCUACAGCAGCUGAACUUGGCCACUCCUAAGCCACAACUGCUGACCUUCCAUAACCUUCCCGCGUACAACAUUGACGCUGUCCACAGACCAUUACACAUCAGUAUGCUUCUUCUGUGGUUCUCACCGAAGCAAUUCGGCUGCCGCCACCACCUCUCCCUCUCGUUUCUCAAACUCCAAUACGCUGCUCGACGCCAUCCACGCACCCACGUGCUCCCUUCCACCACCACAAGCCACCCCUUCUGCUCCUCACCACCACCUCCUUUCUUCCUCCAUCUCUAUUUAUUAGUCACCUCCCUCUCCUCCCUUUCCUUAGCUCUUCCACCCGCCAAAUGUACACCCUAACCCCCUACUCGCGCCUCUCCAGGGUCCCCCGCCACCACCACCGCCCUUGUCGCGCCACCAUCUCCACACACCCCUCCGCCGUCGCCGCCCCGCCCCGCCUUGACGACGUUACCCGCAUGAGUCCGACCAAUGUUGCAAUCCACGACCCCUCUUCCCUCCGCUCCACGUGGUCGCACCGCGCGUGGGUCGCCACCGGCUUUGCCUCCGUGCUCAGCUCCUUGGCCAAGUCUGUCGCCGCCGCAGCCGACUCCGGCUCCGUCGUGGAACCUCUCCUCGCCGCGUACGUCGGUUACAUCCUCGCCGACCUCGGCACCGGCAUCUACCACUGGGCCAUCGACAACUACGGCGGUCCGUCGACGCCGGUGUUUGGCUCCCAGAUCGAGGCCUUCCAGGGGCACCACCGCUGGCCGUGGACCAUAACCCGUCGGCAGUUCGCGAACAACCUGCACGCCCUCGCCCGAUCCGUGGCCCUCGCCGUGCUGCCCAUCGAGGCCCUCCUCUACGCCGGCGGCGGCGACGCGGCGUCGCACGCGUUCGUGGGGACGUGCGCCGGCUGCGUAAUGCUGAGCCAGCAGUUCCACGCGUGGGCGCACGAGAAGAGGAGCCGGCUGCCGGCGGCGGUGGCGGCCCUGCAAGAGGCCGGGGUGCUGGUGUCGCGGCCCUCGCAUGCGGCGCACCACCGGGAGCCGUACAACACCAACUACUGCAUCGUGAGCGGGGUGUGGAACGCGGCGCUGGACCGGUGGAAGGUGUUCGAGGCGGCGGAGAUGUUAAUAUUCUUUAGGUUCGGGGUGCGGCCGCGCUCGUGGAGCGAGACGCAGUCGGAGUGGCGAGAGGAGACCGAGGCGGCCACCAAGCCAUGAUCGACUCCGUGGAGCUCCGUAAAGCUUAUUCUUUUAAGGCCACAGAAGAGAACUUUUCUUCUGUGGGCCCAUGAUUGGGAUUUGGGUUGGAUUUGAUUGGCUCGCGAGCAUAAUUUAUGAGGACAAUAUUUCAAGGUGAA